CAUUAAAGACACGCGAGAGAUUAAAGUUGAAGAGGCAAUGGCUAUCUUUCUUAUAAUUGUUGGGCAAAAUAUGGGCAUGAGAUUUGUAGCUGACCGAUUUCAACAUUCACUUGAAACUAUUGAUAGGCACUUCCAUUCAACAUUGAAGGCAAUAUGUAAAUUAGGGAAGGAUAUCAUUCGCCCAACUCAAACUCCUCUUCCUUCACGUAUUAUCAAUUCCUCAAAAUAUUAUCCAUGGUUUCAGAAUUGUAUUGGUGCAAUUGAUGGAACUCAUGUGAGUGCAUGUGUCCCUCAAGAUAAGCAAGUCAGCUAUAGAGGUCGGAAAGGUGUAGUAACACAAAAUGUCUUGUGUGCUUGUAAUUUUGACAUGUUUUUUACUUUUGUAUCUGCCGGUUGGGAAGGUACCGCAAAUGAUUCCAGGAUAUUUAUAGAUGCAAUUACAAAACCAGAAUAUAAAUUUCCAUUGCCCAAAGAAGGUGAAUAUUACGUUGUGGAUUCUGGAUUCCCAUGUACAAAAGGUUUUCUUCCACCAUAUCGUGGCGAAAGAUAUCACUUGCAAGAAUAUAAUAAUGGAGGUAAUCGACCACGUGGUAAGAAGGAACUGUUCAAUUAUAGGCAUUCUUCAUUAAGGAAUGUGAUUGAACGAUGUUUUGGUGUGUUGAAAGCACGUUUUCCUAUACUGAAGAUGAUGCCACGUUACAAAUUGAGUCGACAAACUUUGAUAGUUAUUGCUUGUUGCACUCUUCAUAAUUUUAUUCGUCAACGAACACAUCAUGAUCAUAUGUUUAGAGAAUGGGAAGAAAAAGAAUUUGAGGAAGAAGACAACACAGAAAGAGCUAGCACCAGUGUAUCAAGAUCUGAAGUGAAUUUAUCAGAUGAAUCUGCUGCAGCUAUGGCACGCAGUCGGGAUCGUAUUGCUCAAGCUAUGUGGAGUGCUUAUACAAACAGGAAUUAGUUUACUAUAUUUCAAUAUGGGAGAAUAUUUUAGUAUUAAAAUUAUCGUUUUAGACAUAUUGUACUUAAUGAUAAUUUUAGAUUAAUUAUUAUUUUUUUUUAAAAAAAAGAAAAUUAAAACUAUAUAGAUGUUAUUUUUUUUUUUUUUGGAA
Molecule: messenger RNA, 1106 nt
Organism: Cannabis sativa
Lineage: Eukaryota; Viridiplantae; Streptophyta; Magnoliopsida; Rosales; Cannabaceae
Product: protein ALP1-like
Exons: 3
Coding region: 38-955 (305 amino acids)
Source: RefSeq, a predicted model, not a curated record